Rhodotorula toruloides NP11 is the source of this 1128-nucleotide messenger RNA. RefSeq names its product COPII-coated vesicle protein SurF4/Erv29. The record is from RefSeq and is a predicted model, not a curated record. Gene Ontology annotation, cellular component: membrane; endoplasmic reticulum; endoplasmic reticulum-Golgi intermediate compartment. Bases 1 to 1128 code for a protein of 375 amino acids. Gene Ontology annotation, biological process: Golgi organization. The transcript has 6 exons. Lineage: Eukaryota; Fungi; Basidiomycota; Microbotryomycetes; Sporidiobolales; Sporidiobolaceae.
AUGGCCAAUCCCUACAGUGCAGCCAUGUCCUCCGGCCCCUCGAGCGACGGCGCCUUCUCCGCCCCUUCCUCGCGCCGCUCCUCCGCCUUCACGCAACACUCGCAAGGACACGGAAGGCGAGCGAGCGUCAUCCCGCCCUACAUGAUGAACGACUUCUCGCAACAGUCCGGACCUCCUCCACCCGGAGGUCACUACUCCGGGCGCGGCGCGGCGGGCAUGGGCAAUGCAGCAGGAGGGAGACAUGCGCGGCGAGGAAGUGUCAUGGACAUCGCGGCGGACAUGUUGGCCGGACAGGCGGGCGUCGAGCAGCUCGAGAAGGUGAGGAAGGUCAGCGACAGGGUCGAGGACAGGCUUGAAGGAUGGGCGCGGCCGAUUCGCCCUUGGUUGCCCGGCAUCGGCAGGUUCCUCAUCGUUGUCACUUUCCUCGAGGAUGCUUUGAGGAUCUUGACCCAGCUCAGCGACCAAAACUACUACCUCCAGAAACACCGCGGCUUCCCGUGGGGUCUCUCGCACCUUUUCUUGUGGACGAACGUCCUCGUCAUGCUCGCCUGCUCGAUCUCGAUCAUCGCCAAGCGCUACCCCGAGUACGCGACCGGCGGUCUUCUCGGCGUCGUCAUCACGCAGGGCUUCGGAUACGGCCUCAUCUUCGACCUUACCUUCUUCCUCCGCAACCUCUCCGUCAUGGGCGGCCUCCUCAUGGCGCUCUCCGACUCGCUCAGCCAAAAGAAGAGCUCGCUCGUCGGCAUUCCCAGCAUGGGCGUCAGCGACACGGACCGCAAGAAGUACUUCCAGCUCUUCGGCCGCGUCCUCCUCGUCUUCCUCUUCCUCGGCUUCGUCUUCAACGGCCAGAAAGGCAUCGCGCACGGACUCGUCAGUGUCUCGGGCCUCGUCGCGUGCUUGUUUGUCGCCGUCGGGUAUAAGGCCAGGCAGAGCGCGCUCUUCCUCGUCGUCGUCUUGACCAUGUUUAACUUCACGGUCAACGCCUGGUGGACGGUUCACUCGGCGCACCCGCAAAGGGACUUCCUUAAAUACGACUUCUUCCAGACUCUCUCGAUUGUCGGCGGCCUCCUGCUGCUCGUCAACCUCGGUGCCGGCGACUUUGCGAUCGAGCAAAAGAAGCGCAUCUGA